Molecule: messenger RNA, 594 nt
Organism: Nicotiana attenuata
Lineage: Eukaryota; Viridiplantae; Streptophyta; Magnoliopsida; Solanales; Solanaceae
Product: histone-lysine N-methyltransferase ASHR3-like
Exons: 2
Source: RefSeq, a predicted model, not a curated record
CUGAAAUUUCCACCCAAAUCCUUUCCCUCUUCUCUCUCCCACACACACAGUCACACAGUGACACAUACAACUGAUGCAAACAAUUCUCUCCAAAAACUACACACCGAAACCCUCUUAAUUAUCAAUCUUUAUGGUUUUAAAAAUGCCUGAUUUUGGCAAUCUUUUGGACCCAAAUAUUGAAAUUUCAAGUGAAUCAGAUAGCCAAAUCCAGGCCCUUAUUGUUUCUGACCCAAAUACCCAAAUGGGGUUCCCUAUUUUGCAUAAAGAAGAUGAAUUGAAACUUGAAAAUAGGGUUUUGAGGCAGUGUGGUGGUGGGUCUGUGGCGAAAAGGAGUUUGGAUGAUUAUGUUAAAGAUUGGGUUCAGAGGAAAGUCAAUGCUGGUGUUGAUAAAAACAAUUGUUUCUUGCCAUUCCUUGUUCAUGCUCCUAAAUUGGUUGAGUGCUCUGUUUGCCAAAGAUUGAUUUUUCCUGGUGAGGAGGUAGGAUGCUCUGUUCGAGAUUGUAUGGGAGUUUUCCACUUAAAAUGUGCGAGAGAAAGACUUGGGUUAUCUUCUCCCAAAACAUUUAAGUGCCCUCAGCAUGUGAGUUGGAUUUU